AUGGGGCCCCUUCAGCGCCAGUUACAUCAAGGGGAAUAUGGGCUGUUCAAGUUUUCCCCUAUGUUUGAAAGUAACUUUGUCCAGAUCAGCAAGCAAGGGGGUCCAAUCGAGAUCCACAACCAGGAGCAAAUCGUGACAGUUGGCAUCACCGCUACAAGCCCUCUCCAGCUGAUCCCCAAUGUGCUGCUCCUGGCACGGCCCGUAGUCUCGCAUGAAGAGCACACUUCAAAGCUCAAAUCCCGGUUCCGCCAUCACCCUCCAGUGAGAUUUGAGCUAACCAGGCUAUUCCCUCUGCGUUUUGUCAAGAUUUCAAUCCACAACGCAGAGAGGCAGCAGCUGAGGUUUAAGCUUGCGAGCGGCCGCACCUUCUACCUCCAGCUGUGCUCUGAGUCAGACAGGCAAGAAGAACUCUUUGAUGCGUGGGUCAGGAUUGUGCAAUUGCUGCGGCCAACCUCAGAUGUUAGCCUUGAUGAGGAGAAGGAGAAGACCAAAAAACUGAAGGGUCGUGGGAUGAGUCCAACUCCGCCACCAAAAAGCAAAAGUCCAUUGCCUCGACACACACUUGUGAAAAAAAGCAACUGGAACAUUCAUGAUGCCACCAAAAUGGCUGAAGCUAAGAAAGAUGAAACCAAGAAGAACAGCAAGCCAGCCAAAUCUUCACGGAGCUCAUCCAGCCUCCAGAUCACAAUGCUGCCCCCCAAUGCUAAAGAUGUCAAUGUAGCUGUCCCUCAACCACCCCUAGAGGUCCAGAUUCCAGAAGAAAAAUUAGAGGAGGAGGAGGAGAGGAUAGACACGAGCCCCAGUCCCAGGCGGUCUCCUGGCGAGAAGGGCAGCUCCCAUACUAGAAGGUACUACCAGGAGAACUAG
This is a messenger RNA of Elgaria multicarinata webbii, 867 nucleotides long. Its product is annotated as Golgi-associated RAB2 interactor protein 6-like. The record is from RefSeq and is a predicted model, not a curated record. Lineage: Eukaryota; Metazoa; Chordata; Lepidosauria; Squamata; Anguidae. Gene Ontology annotation, cellular component: nucleus. The transcript has 4 exons. Bases 1 to 867 code for a protein of 288 amino acids.